UGAUCGUGGCUCGCUCCGUGAUGACGCACACUCGCACAGAGACCAGGGGUAUCCUCUACCCUCUGUGGGCCGACAUCCUCGGCGUUCUCUUCGUUGUCAUCGGCCUAGCGCAAGUUCCCAUUUUCGCGUUCAUCUACGCCAAGAAGAAGAACUUCGACUGGGCGAAAUGUCUGAAGCCGGCACACGACUGGGGUCCCGAAGAUCCCGACCUCUACGUGAACUACAUCCGUUUCGUCCGACGACACGGCAUCGACAGGAGCGUCUCCGAGGCGUACGCCGCGCGUGUCAAUGCCGAGGAAGACGUCACGAUAGCUUCCUCCACUCAGGGCCUGGUCCUCAGCUCACCGGCCACCUCGCCCGGGAUAGGUUCCGACGAAAGCCUGCCCUUCUCGUCCAGAACCAAGUCGGAACCACAGCGGCCUACUUCGGUUCUGAAGGACGUCUUCAUCCAGGGUAUGCCCGCGAAGGCCGACGUUGCCACUGAGGACGAUGUCAGCGUCGUCACCAACACUGUCACGCCCAAGGUCGAUCGCGCGGCCAAGAAAGAGAACGAGGACCCCAAGGCGUAGUGGAGUGUACGGCGCGAACCUUCGCGUCGAAGACGUCUCACAUGCAGCGUGAGCUUCUGUCGCCCGCAGCCGCAUCUUGGCGAACUGAAAGCGGG
Molecule: messenger RNA, 664 nt
Organism: Rhipicephalus sanguineus (brown dog tick)
Lineage: Eukaryota; Metazoa; Arthropoda; Arachnida; Ixodida; Ixodidae
Exons: 2
Coding region: 21-569 (182 amino acids)
Source: RefSeq, a predicted model, not a curated record